Messenger RNA from Trichosporon asahii var. asahii CBS 2479, 963 nucleotides. RefSeq lists its product as uncharacterized. NCBI's taxonomy places the organism in Eukaryota, Fungi, Basidiomycota, Tremellomycetes, Trichosporonales, Trichosporonaceae. The coding region runs from base 1 to 963 and encodes 320 amino acids. Gene Ontology annotation, molecular function: oxidoreductase activity, acting on the CH-OH group of donors, NAD or NADP as acceptor. The record is from RefSeq and is a predicted model, not a curated record. The transcript has 7 exons.
AUGGGAGACAUCCGCGGUGUCGGGCCUGAUCCAUCCAUCCUCUUCCUGACUGCGGAUGAUGAAUGUGGGAAUAGCGCUUCUGCUGCUCACUCCUCUGGCAUACUUCGCUGGCUUUGGCUGCAUCAAGUAUCUGGUGAUCCCGUCCUUGAUCUACUUAAGUUUGGGCAGGGAAAGCCUUCCUCGCCAAAAGAUUGGAAUAAGGAAACUGUAUUGAUCACUGGAGGUGAGAUUUUGGAAACGCUGGCAGCUGACUCCCCAGGCGGUUCUGGCAUCGGUGCUCUGCUCGCGCAUGAGCUUGCACAGAAGGGUGCCCAGGUUGUUGUGUUGUCCAUCACUGAGCCCGAUGAGUUGCUCGUAUCUCUUUCUCAACUAAACCUCAGCACCUUCGGCGUCAACGCCAUUGCCCCUUUCUGGACAGUGCAGGAGUUCCUACCCGACAUGCUACUCAAGCGUCAUGGACAUAUCGUCAACGUUUCUAGUGUCAUGGGUCUCCUGGAUACGGCGCAGAUGCCUGCUCUGAUUGCUUUCAACUCUGGCCUGCGCAACGAGUUGGAUUACAGGCUAGUUGUGGAUGUAAAUGGCAAACUGACUGUCAGAUAUCUGACUCCCGAGAUCCAGACGACUCUCGUUCUUCCUGGCCACAUCAAGACGAACAUGUUCGAGAAGACUGUGCUGCCGGACGAGCGACUUGCUCCGUCGCUCAAACCCUCUGAGGUCUCGCAGGCUAUCAUCGAGAGUCUCGAGGGAACGACGCUUGACAACAUCCUCCGCAUCCCGCACUUCACCUGGGUUGCUAGAUUGCUUUAUCGCGGCUCAGAUCUUGUCCCGCGCAUUGUACGCCGGCUUCAGCAUUGGGUUUCGGGAGCAGACUGGGCCAUGUCGCGGUACGGACCUAGGCCGGACGCUGGUGAACGUUUGAUGCAGCAGCGUGUUCAGAGAGGUGAGAUAGAGAAGUUUUUGUAG